GCCUCUUCCCUCUUUCAAAGUUUCAAAAGACAAAGUGACAAACACCUCUCUCUCUCUCUCUCUCUCUCUCUCUCUCUCUCAUAAUUUAUUUGUUCGGUCAGCUCGCACCUUACAUAAUUUGAACAACAAAUUUCACCGUACAUUUGUAAAAAUUUAAAUAAAAUAAUAACAGAUCCUCGUAUAAAAUUAUUCAAAAAAAUGUCCAAUAUAAACUGAUUCCAAACGAAUUGAUUUCAUUUCAAACCCAAGAACACAAAUCCUAUAAUCAAAUCUUAAAAUUAUAGGCCUUGAUCACUGUGCCGACCCGGUUUGUACCCUUGCUCUCUUCAAAGUCCCCCAUUUCCUCCUCCUCCUCCUCCUCCUCUCUCUCUCUCUCUCUCUCUCUCUCUCUCUCUCCAAAGUCUAAACCGUCCAUCAACAGGCAUGUCGAUCAAUCCAAAACCAAAACCCCCCCACCUCUUCUCUCUCCUCGUCCUCUUCUCUCUCCACAUCCUCUCCCUCUCCGCCUCCGACGCCCCAACCGUCUACGAGCUCCUCCCCAAAUACGGCCUCCCGAGCGGCCUCCUCCCCGACUCCGUCAAAUCCUACUCUCUCUCCUCCGACGACGGAACCUUCGUCGUCGAGCUCGACAAACCCUGUUACAUCCAAUUCGAUUAUCUGGUCUACUACGACAAGAAAAUCACUGGGAAGCUCAAGUACGGCUCGAUCACCGACCUCAAGGGUAUUCAGGUCCAAAGGCUGUUCAUUUGGUUCGACGUAGACGAAAUCAAGGUCGAUUUGCCCCCUUCUGACAGCAUAUAUUUUCUGGUUGGGUUUAUUAAUAAGAAACUCGAUGUGGAUCAGUUCAAGACCGUCCGUUCUUGUGGGGCCAAAAAGAACAAGGCUUCGGUUCCCUGUGGCCGAUUGUGGAAGCGGGUCAUUGAGCUUCCCACUCCAGUCAAUGACGUUGAGAUGCUACUUACGGACUAGACAAGAAGAAACGCCUCUGUUAAUUAUGACAAAAUAGUUGUAAUUGGAGGUAUCAUCGGACCUUGUAGUGUGUAUUUCAAAAUGCAGCUGGAAGAGGGGUGAUCUGAAGAAAUUAUGUGUGUAAUAUUUGUACAUAUCAUGUUAUCAAGUUUCGGUUCUUGAUGUACCAGUUUCUUUAACGAAUCAGGUUUAAAGAAACAAUUUAUGCUAGUAAUAUGGAAUAUAUAUGUUCUCUUCUUCUU
Molecule: messenger RNA, 1211 nt
Organism: Rhododendron vialii
Lineage: Eukaryota; Viridiplantae; Streptophyta; Magnoliopsida; Ericales; Ericaceae
Exons: 2
Coding region: 424-969 (181 amino acids)
Source: RefSeq, a predicted model, not a curated record